Nomascus leucogenys (northern white-cheeked gibbon) is the source of this 6331-nucleotide messenger RNA. It is a transcript of the gene AGTPBP1, whose product is annotated as ATP/GTP binding protein 1. The record is from RefSeq and is a predicted model, not a curated record. The transcript is spliced from 27 exons. Bases 295 to 3897 code for a protein of 1200 amino acids. Gene Ontology annotation, molecular function: metallocarboxypeptidase activity; zinc ion binding. Gene Ontology annotation, biological process: C-terminal protein deglutamylation; proteolysis; protein side chain deglutamylation. Lineage: Eukaryota; Metazoa; Chordata; Mammalia; Primates; Hylobatidae.
CUGCGCGUGCUGGGAGCCGGCUGGCAGGGCGUGCGGUGGGCGGGGCGCCGCGCUGACGUUGCCCGGGAUGCGGACAGGUUCCGCCGCCUCCAGCGCCGCCGCCGCAGCUGCCGCUGCCGCCGCCGCCGCCUCCGCCUCGCCUGCGACCGGGGUUUGUAUGAAAACACCAGGCGGCGGGCGGCGAGGGAUCCGCCGUGAUCCAGGUGCCGAGCCGGGUGCUGCGGCUCUGCGCGGUCCCCGCCAGCGCCCCAUCCUGAGCCGAUUAUCUGCAAUUAUGAAAUGAAGUAACUCAAGAUGAGCAAGUUAAAAGUGAUACCAGAUAAAAGCCUUACCAAUAAUUCUAGGAUCGUGGGACUCCUGGCUCAGCUGGAGAAGAUCAAUGCUGAACCUUCAGAAUCAGACACUGCCCGAUAUGUUACAUCAAAAAUUCUUCAUCUGGUUCAGAGUCAAGAAAAAACAAGGAGAGAAAUGACAGCCAAAGGUUCUACAGGAAUGGAAAUUCUGCUGUCAACAUUAGAGAACACAAAAGAUCUUCAAACUACACUUAAUAUCUUAAGCAUUCUUGUUGAGCUGGUGUCAGCUGGUGGAGGUCGAAGAGUGAGUUUCUUAGUCACCAAAGGUGGUUCACAAAUAUUGUUGCAGUUACUUAUGAAUGCCAGCAAAGAAUCUCCCCCACAUGAGGACUUAAUGGUACAGAUUCAUUCUAUUCUUGCAAAGAUUGGACCGAAAGAUAAAAAAUUUGGAGUAAAGGCUAGAAUUAAUGGGGCUCUGAAUAUAACCCUGAAUUUGGUCAAGCAGAAUUUGCAGAAUCAUCGCUUGGUUCUACCUUGCCUUCAGCUUUUACGAGUAUAUUCUGCCAACUCUGUGAAUUCAGUAUCCUUAGGGAAAAAUGGAGUUGUGGAACUGAUGUUUAAAAUCAUUGGACCAUUUAGUAAGAAGAAUUCCAGUCUUAUAAAGGUUGCUUUAGACACUCUUGCUGCAUUGCUAAAAUCAAAAACAAAUGCCAGGAGAGCUGUAGACAGAGGAUAUGUCCAAGUGCUUUUAACAAUUUAUGUAGAUUGGCACCGCCAUGAUAACCGGCAUAGAAACAUGCUCAUUCGGAAAGGAAUUUUACAGAGUUUAAAAAGUGUUACAAACAUCAAGUUGGGAAGAAAAGCAUUUAUUGAUGCCAAUGGGAUGAAAAUUCUGUAUAAUACUUCACAAGAAUGUCUGGCGGUCAGGACUCUGGAUCCUCUUGUCAAUACCUCCAGUCUGAUAAUGAGGAAGUGUUUCCCAAAAAAUAGACUGCCACUCCCAACAAUUAAAAGUUCUUUUCAUUUCCAGUUGCCUGUUAUUCCUGUGACUGGUCCUGUGGCUCAGCUCUACAGCUUACCCCCUGAAGAGCAAAAAAAAAAGGAAAGUUUAGAAGCUAGCAUGAUGCUGAAAACACAAUCUGUGGAUGACGUAGUAGAUGAAAGUGAUGACAACGAUGAUAUUGAUGUAGAAGCUGAAAACGAAACUGAGAAUGAAGAUGACCUAGAUCAAAAUUUUAAGAAUGAUGAUAUUGAAACAGAUAUUAACAAACUAAAACCCCAGCAAGAACCGGGACGAACAAUAGAAGAUCUAAAAAUGUAUGAACACCUUUUCCCUGAGCUUGUUGAUGAUUUUCAGGACUAUGAUUUAAUCUCCAAAGAACCAAAGCCUUUUGUAUUUGAGGGAAAAGUACGUGGUCCUAUUGUUGUUCCUACGGCAGGCGAGGAAACAUCUGGGAAUUCUGGCAAUUUAAGAAAAGUAGUAAUGAAGGAGAACAUAUCUUCUAAAGGAGAUGAAGGUGAAAAGAAGUCUACCUUUAUGGAUCUAGCAAAAGAAGAUAUUAAAGAUCAUGAUAGAACAUUACAACAGCAGCCAGGUGAUCAAAAUAGAACUAUUUCAUCAGUCCAUGGUUUAAACAAUGAUAUUGUAAAGGCCUUGGACCGAAUUACAUUGCAGAAUAUUCCUUCUCAAACAGCCCCAGGUUUUACUGCAGAAAUGAAGAAGGACUGCAGUCUUCCUCUUACUGUCCUUACCUGUGCUAAAGCAUGUCCACACAUGGCUACUUGUGGAAAUGUUCUGUUUGAGGGAAGAACAGUUCAGCUAGGGAAGCUUUGCUGCACUGGAGUUGAAACUGAAAAUGAUGAAGAUACGGAGUCAAAUUCAUCAGUAGAACAAGCAUCGGUUGAAGUACCUGAUGGACCAACACUCCAUGACCCAGACCUCUAUAUUGAGAUUGUGAAAAAUACAAAGUCUGUCCCAGAAUAUUCAGAGGUGGCUUAUCCCGAUUAUUUUGGUCACAUUCCGCCUCCAUUCAAAGAGCCUAUUUUAGAAAGGCCUUAUGGUGUACAAAGGACAAAAAUUGCUCAAGAUAUUGAAAGGCUAAUACAUCAGAGUGAUAUCAUAGAUCGUGUGGUAUAUGACUUAGAUAACCCAAAUUACACCAUUCCAGAAGAGGGAGAUAUUUUGAAAUUUAACUCCAAAUUUGAGUCUGGGAAUCUGCGCAAAGUAAUUCAAAUUAGAAAAAAUGAAUAUGAUCUUAUUCUGAACUCAGACAUAAACAGCAAUCAUUAUCAUCAGUGGUUUUACUUUGAAGUCAGUGGAAUGCGGCCAGGUGUUGCUUACAGGUUUAACAUCAUUAACUGUGAAAAGUCCAACAGUCAGUUUAAUUAUGGUAUGCAACCACUCAUGUACUCGGUUCAGGAAGCAUUAAAUGCCAGACCAUGGUGGAUUCGUAUGGGGACUGACAUUUGUUACUAUAAAAAUCAUUUCUCAAGAAGUUCAGUUGCUGCAGGUGGGCAAAAGGGAAAAUCCUACUAUACAAUUACAUUUACUGUCAAUUUUCCACAUAAAGAUGAUGUGUGCUACUUUGCUUAUCACUAUCCAUAUACGUAUUCAACUUUACAGAUGCAUCUUCAAAAAUUGGAAUCAGCACACAACCCUCAGCAAAUCUAUUUUCGGAAAGAUGUGUUAUGUGAAACCCUGUCUGGAAACAGCUGCCCCUUGGUGACUAUAACAGCAAUGCCAGAGUCUAAUUAUUAUGAACAUAUCUGCCAUUUCAGAAAUCGCCCCUACGUUUUCUUGUCUGCUCGGGUACAUCCUGGAGAAACUAAUGCAAGUUGGGUUAUGAAAGGAACGUUGGAGUAUCUCAUGAGCAAUAACCCCACUGCUCAGAGCUUACGAGAAUCUUAUAUUUUUAAAAUUGUCCCUAUGUUAAAUCCAGAUGGUGUCAUCAAUGGAAAUCAUCGCUGUUCUUUAAGUGGAGAGGAUUUGAAUAGGCAGUGGCAAAGUCCAAAUCCAGAUUUACAUCCUACAAUUUACCAUGCUAAGGGGCUGUUGCAAUACUUGGCUGCAGUGAAGCGUUUACCCUUGGUUUAUUGUGAUUAUCAUGGCCAUUCCCGAAAGAAGAACGUAUUUAUGUAUGGUUGCAGCAUCAAAGAGACAGUGUGGCAUACCAAUGAUAAUGCAACUUCAUGUGAUGUUGUGGAAGAUACGGGAUACAGGACAUUGCCUAAGAUACUGAGCCAUAUCGCCCCAGCAUUUUGCAUGAGCAGCUGUAGCUUCGUAGUGGAAAAAUCUAAAGAAUCGACAGCACGUGUUGUGGUUUGGAGGGAAAUAGGAGUACAAAGAAGUUAUACCAUGGAGAGUACUUUAUGUGGCUGUGAUCAGGGGAAAUACAAGGGUUUACAGAUUGGUACCCGAGAACUGGAAGAGAUGGGAGCAAAAUUUUGUGUUGGUCUUUUACGUUUGAAAAGACUGACCUCUCCGUUGGAGUAUAAUCUGCCUUCCAGCCUGCUUGACUUUGAAAAUGAUUUAAUUGAAUCAAGCUGUAAAGUAACUAGGAACCUUGGCAGCUCUGAACUUCAGUUUUUGCCUCCAAUCCUUUGAAAUUGCUGAAAGCUCUGAUGACUUCUCUGCCUCUAACAGCUGCCCUUGCUUGGCCUGGGUUCCACUGGACUUUGCCCCACGCACCUUUUUUUCUUUGCUGAUUUUGCUUUGUAUCCUUUCACUGCAAUAAGUCAUAACUGAAUUCGACUGCUCAGUCCUGUGAGUCUUCCUAGCAAAUCACUAACCCUAAGGUGGUCUUGGGACCCCUGAUAAGCAUGUUCAUUCUGAAUUUCUGUAAAGGUUGAUUAUCCCAGAGAUUCUAAUGUUCUACUGAGAAUGAUCAGAGACAGAUGGUAUUGUGAUCCUUUUAUGGAUGUAUGCAGCUGAGGCUCAGAGAGAGAAAUUUACCUGAGGCCAUCCAUCUAGAAAUUCCUGUCAGAAUCAGGAAUUGGAUUGAGGUCUAACUCUAAAAUUCACGUUCCUUUAUUGUAUCUUGUAUCCCCCAAGUAUGUAACCAAAAUUAAUACAAUAUAAUGGUUUCAAUUUUUGAAAUGCUCUUGUCUAAUUUGGAUAAUUUAAUCAUUUAACAUUUUCGUUAUGUGUAAGGAAUGUUUUAGUUCAAUGGCAAAAUAAGUUGGAGCUUAGUGACAUAGUUAAUUGCUGCUUCCCAAAGCCAGCUUAGUGAUACAGCUGCUCCUUGACUUACAGUGGGAUUAUGUCCCGAUAAACCCAUCAUAAGUUGAAAAUACCAUAAGUUAAAAGCCUGUUUCCUAUACCUAAGUACCAAACAUCAUAGCUUAGCCUAGCCUAUGUUAAACAUACUCAGAACACUUAAACAGUAGCCUGCAGUCAGGCAAAAUAAUCUAAGGCAAAGCCUGUUUUAUAAUAAACUGUUGGAUAUCUCAAGUAAUUUAUUGAAUAUUAUACUGAAAUAACGGAAUGGUUUCGCACAAUUGUAAAGUCAAAAAAUUUUAAGUUGAACUGUUACAAGUCAGGGACUGUAUUGUACUUUUCAACAAAAGUACAAAUAAAUUAGCAAAUUUCUUUUUUUUUCAAAUAGAUAUAUUUUCUCGUUGGAUAUUCUGUAUGCUAGUUCUGUGUGUGUAUGCAUGUACGUCUAUGUGCUGUAACCAUUUAAGCCUGACAGAAAUUGUUACUUGUAUUUUCUAUGGAUAACUUUGUUUACUUUGUGAUAUUUUUAGGAGAUACUAUAUUUAUCUCUCACAAGAUAGGAAUAAAAUUUUAUAAAUUAUAUAAAUGAAGCAUCUUCUGGUAUUUGAACAAAUAGAAAGAUUUUCUUUCACCCUAAAUCUGACAUUUCAGUACAAGAAAAUCAGACACAAUCAGCAAUUCACAAAUUGCCAAUAAUUUAGGCAAUGGCAUAUUUUUCUGUUUCUGCAUCAUUUUCAAAAAUUUUCCCCCAUGAUAUUUUAUUAUGCUAUCUUAAAACAGGUAGGUUAUUCUCAAGAGUUAAGAGUGCAGAGUUAAAGGAGGGUUCUGAGGUGCAAAGGUAGACAGAGUAUUUUUCAUCCUAUUGGCUUGAGACAGGCCAUUGCCUGCGUUCUUCAGGAACUGAGAAAGGUUGAUUUAGUGUUUUCUUUAACAAGGUAGGCUUUAUUAUUGUCAUAAUAUGAGCCCAGCAACUUUGUGAGAUAGGUGAGAAUGAUAUUGUUAUCUCCGCUUUACACUGAGAAACCUGUGCUCGGAGAGAGGAAAUGGCUUGCUCUGGGUCACAACUGGUGAAUACAAUAGAGGCACAACCCAGAAUUUCCAACUCCAUGGGCAGUGUUUUGCUUUCCUUGUGCCUGUUGUAGGUCAUGGAGCUGAAGAUCUACAUUCUGGUGUCUUGGAUGGCAAAUCAGCUCUCAUGGAAGGAGAUGGCAUAUAUUUGAGGGAGAACGGUGAAUUUUUUAGGUUUAGUUUUGUGUUAUACUUAAUAGCUUAAUGUGAGGGUAGCCAGAAAACUUUCUGAAUCUGCAUAAACAUUUUUUGUUCUCUUUAGAAAUCAGUUGGAAUUAUAAACCUUUUCUGCAUCAUAAUGAUACCAUACAGCAGAGAAUUUCAAUGCAUUCAUCCUGUCAGAAAGACUCUGGGUGAAAGUUUUGAUGUUUUUCUUGAAGCAGCAUGACAGGAUUUGGUUUUGGACUAAAAUGCUGUUUUCUUUAGAAUGAAAUGUUUCUUAAUUGUUUUUGGCUUACUCUAUUCAGAGUAGAAGGAUAGAUGUUAAGGCAGGUGUACACAGGGCAGCUGUUAGAAAAGGACGCAGAACAAGCCAAAAGGAGUAAACUUAUCUGAAGAAAAUGGGGGAAGCAAGGAAACAGUGGCGUUAAUACAAAGUAAUCAUGACGAGAAAUAAUUAAGUAUUGGUUAGACUUUUUUUUUCUUAUGAUUGUAAGAAUUUUUGGACUCCUAUCUGCUUAUUUAAAGCGAUUAUUUUAUAAACAUAGGGCAAGUGACCUUGAAGUCUUUUUUUAUUUAUUUUUUUAUUUUAUUU